This is a messenger RNA of Acytostelium subglobosum LB1, 4431 nucleotides long. RefSeq lists its product as hypothetical. The coding region runs from base 1 to 4431 and encodes 1476 amino acids. Gene Ontology annotation, biological process: protein phosphorylation; intracellular signal transduction. Lineage: Eukaryota; Evosea; Eumycetozoa; Acytosteliales; Acytosteliaceae. Gene Ontology annotation, molecular function: protein kinase activity; ATP binding. The transcript has 6 exons. The record is from RefSeq and is a predicted model, not a curated record.
AUGGCUGCACACGAAGAUCUGGAAAGGAUAAAGAUGGAAAUGCAGGCCCCAGGUGGCCUUGAGGUCAAGGAUAGACAAUAUAUGUUAAAGACAUACCAGAAGUGUUUCGUUGGUUAUGAAGCAGUCGACUGGAUCUUUGGCAAUGUAAUCGGCCUGAAAUCCAGGGAAGAAGCCAUCAUCCUUGGUCAAAAGUUGUUGGACAAUGGAACAUUCGAUAUAGUUUCAUUCAUGGAUAAUACAGGUACAGCUGCUACGACGACACAGGCAAAGCUGUUCAAGGAUGACUAUCUAUUCUAUAGUUUCAGGUCAUUGUCAUUAUCAUCUUCAUCAGAGAGGUCUACACCAAACAGCUCGCCACUCAACAAGUCAACUCCAAGAUUACUACCACCACUCACUGUCAACUCAAUCAGCAGUACAGAGGCCACACCUACAUUGACAUCAGCAGCGGCUGCACGCAGUAGUACAACACCAUCAACACCAUCAUCAACUACAUCAUCAUCAACACAUCAUAGUCGCAAUGACAGUGGCAGCGAAGCCAGCUCAUUGUCCUCGACGCCAAACAACAAUCCAUUCUACAGCAGUCCCAAACACUACAGGCAGUUGACCCUGCUCAAAGACGAGCUCUUUCAAUUAGGACUCGAUUUGAUGCACAGCGAGAAGGGCAUUAGGAUGCAGCGCAGAAAGAAGAACUUUAUGGCAGCUUCCAUCAACUGUUUUAGCGGAACGCAGCUGAUUGAGUGGUUGAUGACACGACUGGAUAUAGGAAGACGCGAUGCUACUAGCAUAGGUGGCAAGCUGAUGAACUUGAACAUAUUCUUUGAGAUUGGCACUUGUCACCCAACUACACCAACAACUACAACGUCAACAUCCUCAUCAGGCUUGUCCACAUCGACGGGCAUGCCACCACCACCCUCAACAUCACAUGGUCUCGCCAACUCCAUGUCCUCUUCAAUGUCCUCAUCAACAUCGUCCUCCUCAUCGGCGGCGGCGUCAACUGGUCUGUCACAGUCCAUCUCUUCUUCAACAUCAGCUUCAUUUUCCACGUUUUCAACCAAUUCCUCUUCCUCCUCUUCCUCCUCAUCAUCGUCCAACUCUUCACAUCACAACAACAACAAUAGCACAUCAUUGUCAUCAUCACUUGGAAUAUCAAGUGUACCUCAAUCACAGUCAUCACCAUCAUUGGUCAGCAGCAAGUCAUUGGAGGACAGCCACGAUGUCUUCUACGAGUUCAUCACCAAGCCCGAGGCAAUCAUAUCAUACGUCUCUAUCAAGCGUCAAAGCGAACUACAUCUCGCUCACAAGUCCCUCUCAUCAGUGCCAGUUACCAUCAUCAACACACUCAACUACCUCAAGUCAUUGGCAUUCCCAGAGAACAGCGUCAAGAUACCUCCCAAGUCCGUGACGUCCAAGGGCUUUGCAGAGGUGAUGGGCUACCUGCGCGACAUGAUCGAUGGCAGUCAGCCACUGCCGCACCUCAAGCUCAUCGUACUGGGUUCGGAACGCACGGGCAAGACAUCUCUGGUGCGAGCACUCACCAAGUAUCAAUCAAAGACGCUGUCCAAGCAGUCGGCCGUCAGUUACCGUCGCCAGAGUGGCACGGUCAUCAGCGGGGCCAGUGACAUUGUCACACAGCAACUGGAUCCGAUCGAGACGAUUGAGUGGCGCGUCGAGCUGCCAUCCAUCACCCUCGGUGGUGACAAUGGUGUCUCCACCUCACCCAAGGCUAGUCGCAAGAGUGGCGGAGGUACUACAAUGUCUGGCGGCAGUGGCGCCGAGAAGAAGCGCAGUCUGAAGCUCAUGUGCACAGACUUUAGGUUCAACAACCCCGACGUCUACUGGAACACACAUCAGUUCUUCCUCUCGGAGCAGGCCUUUUAUCUGAUCACAUUCGACAUCAACAAGGACCCCCUGAGCAGCUCACUCGACUUUUGGGUCAACAGCGUCAAGGCCAAAGCACCUAACGCACCCAUCUACAUUGUGGCAACUCAUCUGGACGCAAUGCAUCUCAGUGGCAGCGGCGACGUGAUCAUGCGCGCCCUGCACCAGGUCGAGGCGUUCCUCAAGGAGCGCGCACUUGAGGUCACUGGCGUGAUUGGCGUCAGCACGACCACACAACGCAACAUGGACAUGCUGCGCCAGGAGAUCAUCACCACGCUGCUCCAGCAGCACUCGACGUGGAUCAAUGAGAAGGUGCCCGCUGUUUACGCACAGCUCGAGACUUUGUUGCAGGAUGAGUCACGCAAGCGCACGCCGCCCAUCGUGUCGUGGGGCGAGUACGUCAACAUUGCCAAGAUGGCCAAUAUCACGCUGCCCGAGAAGCUGGAGCGUGCCACCAAGACAUUGCAUCGAUGGGGCUCGAUCAUCUGGUUGGCGGACGACGACAAGUCGUUGUUCAAGGACUUUGUCAUUUUGAACCCUCAGUGGCUCAGCGACUGCUUCGCCGCUCUCGUCAUGUCCAAGCACACAUUCAUCUCGUCUGACUCAACACUCAGCGUCAAGAAGCUAAAGAACGUGUGGCGCAGUCCCAUCGUGCCAGAGGAGCUGCACAUCGUGCUUGUCAAGAUCCUCGAGCGCUUCAACAUCGUCUACCCACUCAAAGACUCGAUCGACUACCAAUCGCCCAUUCUCACAGAGGAGACGCGCACCGUGUCCUCACCUCUUCCAAAGUUCAAGCCACUUGAGCUGGCCGCACCCGCAAUCAUCUCGUCCUCAUCCACUGCCACCUUCCUAGCGUCUGUCGACGCCACUGCCUCGCCACACACGCCAACGUCACACCACGACACCAUGCGUCACCGUUCGACCGACCUCAGCGGCAUUAUCCGUUUCACCAAAAUCAUCAUUCCCAGUCUGUUGCCACAACAGAAGCCAUCACACCUGGCCAGCAUGUGGGACACAUGGAGCGGCGUCGACGAGUUGCAGAUCGGACGAUACUAUCAGUUCACCAACGCACCAAAGUCAUGCUUUGAGCGCCUGAUGGUGCGCUUCCUCUACCUGAUGGAGCCCAUCGUGUGCUGGCGCACAGGCAUUCUGUUCCGCAAGCCACAGAGCCUAAAGGACUCUGUCAAGAAUUCAAUGUCGUCCUGUGGCACGCUGGUCGAGUUUGACCCUCGCACCCAGCAACUUCAGAUCCGUGUGCGUGGCCAUGAGUUUGACUCCCUGGCUCGUCUCUUCCAGAUCGUAUUGGAGAAUGUCGACACGCUCCUGAAGGACCAGCAAGGCUUCAGCCCCGCGCUAUCCUACGUGCCUUGUGCCUGCACAGUCAAGUGUCGCGACGCACCCACAUUGUUUGAGAUUGGCCAAGUUGAGGCAUCGUUUGUCGAGGGCGUGGCACACAUCACCUGUCCUAGCAGCCAGAAGCUGAUGUGUAUUGCCAAGAUCGCACCAGAUGUCACACUCUCCUCGGUGCCCUCCACGACCAAGAUCAGUUUCGACGACAUCAAGGGUCUGGAGCAGAUUGGCGCAGGCGCCUCUGCAAAGGUGUUCAAGGGCACGCUCAAGGGCGAGCAAGUCGCCGUCAAGAAGCUCAACCUCGACCGCAUGGAUGUGGGCAGCGAGCAACCAACACCCACAGCCGCCGCCACAUCGUCCACAGCCAGCACACCCCUGUCCUUCCAGCGCCAGUCGUCCAGCAGCUCGAUCUCCUCCACGUCAUCGUCUGAGGACUCAUCGUCCAACACACACAUCCAGCAUCAGCAGCAGUCGCAGUCACAGUCGUCCAAGCUGUCAGUGAUCAAUGAGUUCCGUCGCGAAGUCUGGCUGAUGAGUGACCUGACACACUCCAACAUCGUGCACAUGAAGGGCUUCUGCAUUGACCCAUACUCAAUCGUCAUGGAGUACAUGGACUUGGGCAGCUUGUCAUCAUACCUGCGCAAGAAGCGCGAGGCCAACGAGACCCUACCCUGGAGCACCAUCUUCAAGAUUGCCAAAGACAUUGCCUCUGGCAUGGCUUUCCUGCACAACAUCUCGCCGCCACUUGUACAUAGAGACUUAAAGUCACCAAAUAUACUUUUAUCAACUCAACCUAAUGAUCCCAAUGCGAUAGUGGCCAAGGUGUCAGACUUUGGACUGUCGAGGACGGUUGUGCAGGGCUUUGUGUCCAAAGUCGUGGACAACCCGAUGUGGCUGGCACCCGAGGUGCUCAAUGGCUACGAGUAUAACGAGAAGGGCGAUAUAUAUAGCUUUGGCGUGAUCAUGUGGGAGCUGUUCCACAUGCAACUGCCAUUCGAAGAGUUCAACAUCAAGUUUAUGAGCACCCUGGAGGACCACAUCCUGAACGGACUGCGACCCACCAUCAGUCCCCUUUGCAACAAGGCGUACGCCGCACUGAUCACCAAGUGCUGGAGCGCUGAUCCACAGAGCCGUCCACCCUUCCCAACAAUCGUCAAGCAGUUGGAUGAGAUCAACAGUCAACUUCAACUUCAGCAGCAGUAA